GCUCGGCCUGCGGCGGCUGCAGUCUCCGUCCGCGGGCGGCCGAGGAGGCUCCGGCGCCAUGAGGCUCCUGCUGCUGCUCGCGGUGGCGGCGUCGGCCGUGCUCCGCAGCGAUGCGUCGGGCAGCCUGGGCGGCGUGCCCGGCAAGAGACUGAAGAUGCAGUACGCCACGGGGCCGCUGCUCAAGUUCCAGAUCUGUGUUUCCUGAGGGUACAGGCGGGUGUUUGAGGAGUACAUGCGGGUUAUUAGCCAGCGGUACCCGGACAUCCGCAUUGAAGGAGAGAAUUACCUCCCUCAGCCCAUAUAUAGACACAUAGCAUCUUUCCUGUCAGUCUUCAAACUAGUGUUAAUAGGCUUAAUAAUUGUUGGCAAGGACCCUUUUGCUUUCUUUGGCAUGCAAGCUCCUAGCAUCUGGCAGUGGGGCCAGGAAAAUAAGGUCUAUGCGUGCAUGAUGGUGUUCUUCCUGAGCAACAUGGUUGAGAACCAGUGCAUGUCGACAGGCGCAUUUGAGAUAACCUUCAACGAUGUACCAGUGUGGUCUAAGCUGGAAUCUGGUCACCUUCCAUCCAUGCAACAGCUUGUUCAAAUUCUGGACAAUGAAAUGAAGCUGAAUGUGCAUAUGGAUCCAAUCCCACAUCAUGGAUCAUAGCCCCACCUAUCAGCACUGAAAACCCUUUUACAUUAAGGGACUUUUGCAAGAGCAGCGUGGCUGACAGUAUGAAGGCCUGUACUGAAGACAGCAAGCUGUUAGUACAGACCCGAUGCUUUCUUGGCAGGCUCGUUGUACCUCUUGGAAAACCUCAAUGCAAGACAGUUUUUCAGUGCUGGCACAUUUUGGAAUUCUGCACAUUCGUGGAGUGCAAUAAUACUGUAUAGCUUUUCUUUGUCUUCCCCAAAUCCACUCAGUUAAUAGUUUUUAAAAAAUGUAGACAUUGCGGCUUAUACCUUUUUUCUUAGUCAUAUUUUAAAAAGUAGAAAAUUGAGUUACAAUUUGAUUUCUUUUCAAAGAUGUCUGUUAAAUCUGUUGUGAUUUUAUAUGAAUUUUCCCUUUUUAUAGUUUAAAAUCAAUCAUCUGGGGAUUACACCUGAAGUUCCCAAAAUACUUUAUAAGAGUUUAUCAGACAUCUUUAAUUUGGUCAUGUCAAAUUUAUAUAGUUUUCAAAAUACUGCAGAUUGUGAACAGUGCAUUAUACAAGAUUAUGGGGGGAAAUCUUAUAUCCAGAGUACUCUACCAGUUUGUGUGUAUGUGUGUGCGUGUGCGUGUGUGAUUACUAGAGAAUUACUAAAAGACCAACCGCUUUUUAAAUCCUUAUGUAGUUCAAGUGUCUUGCCUUGACCAGUCUAAUGAGUUGAUUAACUUGGCCUUUAUACUUAACUCAAUAAAAAACUAAGCAGAUGGAAGUUAAAUAAAAAGUUUGAGUUUUUUGCCCAGCGUACCUGUUAACAUUAUAUUUAACAGUCUGCCUAAAUUUUUGUUUUUGACCUGCAGAUAAAUAAUUUGAUAAGGGACGCACUUUAGAUUCACACACAAAUAAUAGAUCAUUUACCAUUUUUAGGAUAAUUGAAACUUGCCUCACUAAGGGAAGUUCAGUGGAACCUCAUUACAACAUUAAUAUUAGGAGAAUGGAGAUAACUUGUCUAACAUAUAUCAAUUUUAUUAUAUUUGAGGAAGAAAAUUGAAAAAAUUUUUAUUCAGUGAAUUUACUAUCUUUCAGAGUUCUAUAAAGAUAGUUUAAAAAAAAACAAUUUCAGUUGAUAAAGACUAUAAGAGUACUUUAGCAGAAAUAGGACCACAAUGUAGAAAAUCAGUCAUAUAGCAACAGUCAUACUUCAGCUUCCAUAUAGGACUAGAAGUGGUAGGUGUAGAUUUUUUACUGGCAGUAAAGGGAUUUGAGGAAAAGUUAGGAGAUAAUUCAGCACUGGGUCCACCACUGUGUACUUGGUGUGUCACCGUGUAUGUGUUGACUGCAUGUCGUAAUGAUCAUGAUUGUGAACAUACUAUAAUCUCCAGCUGACAGGAAGUCAGUCUAAUCAGUCACUGCAGAGAAUUGAUUCACCGGCUUGUCCUUCUCCUAAAGACUGCGCAGCUGUUCCCUGAGUUCGUGCAGUGGCGAGAGUCCGUGCAGUGUAAGCUGGAAGUUCCUUAGAGGUUAUUAUUCAAGCGUGGUAACACUUUGUUAUCUGUGACUAGGGCUUAAACCUUGUUAACUCGAUUGGUACCAGCGCAGACUCCUGUCUUCUGCAAGUUGAACACAUUGCCCAGUGUGUCAGGUCUUUUCUUCAGCUGAGGGACGUUCCACUGGUGACAGCCUUUGGCAUUUAGCCCUUCCAGCCUUGAGCCUUGGACGUUCCCUGAUAUCUGACAGGUCAGCCAUGGUGAACCUGAAACUCGAGGCUAGCUUUUUCCAUGUAUGCCUGGGGUGAAUAAGUUUUCUUUUGGAGAAUAGCUUUAAGUGGCUUAGACUCUGAUAAAAGCUGUUUUGUUGACACUCAUCCCAAUAUUGUUGAUUUCUCUUUGGCCAUAUUUAAAUCUAGGAUUUAAUUGAGUCUAGUGAAAAAAUUAGUGGGAAGCAUGAAUAUAAAAAAGAAAAUUUCAGGAAAAAGGGAAAGUUAAAACAAAACUAUUUAGAAUGUAGUUUUACUAUAUUCCUAACAUUUCAAAAUUUAUUCGUUGCUUACAAAUUGAUGUGGCUCUGUAGUUUAUAAAUGUCUGUGUGCUGUAUUACUUAGAAGACCAUAGAACAUGACAGCAAGUUGGCUAAUGUUAUUGGAGUUUUAUUGCAGUUGCUAUUGUGGAAGAAAUUAUUUGUUAUGUUAAUAAAAAAGUUGGCGAAACAUGGCUUUAUA
Equus caballus (horse) is the source of this 2844-nucleotide messenger RNA. RefSeq names its product selenoprotein T (gene SELENOT). Gene Ontology annotation, cellular component: endoplasmic reticulum membrane. NCBI's taxonomy places the organism in Eukaryota, Metazoa, Chordata, Mammalia, Perissodactyla, Equidae. Gene Ontology annotation, biological process: cell redox homeostasis. The record is from RefSeq and is a predicted model, not a curated record. Gene Ontology annotation, molecular function: thioredoxin-disulfide reductase (NADPH) activity.